CAAAGCAGCAGGCUCAUUUUCCGGAAAAAGAAUAUCAAAUAUAAACAAUUAAGGAAAUUCUAAAGGGAAAUCAGAGAAAGGUUGUCACACUAAGUGUUUCAAAGAAAUAUUAACGUUACCAUAGACACCACUAUGGAGAAAUUAUAGACACCACUAUCGAAACUAACAACGGCAAAAUGUGAAAAAGAAACGACGAUAGGAAAACCAUCAAGGUGUCAUAAUUAAUUUCAAAGCGAUGUAUUAAAAUUUGUUUUAAAUAAUUGUCAAGGGAUGUAACGACCUACUAUAUCAUGGAAAUAAAUGUACAUACAUGUAUAUAGGAAGCUGACUCGUCGUCAUUUUGUAACUGAAAGAUGAAUGCAACUUUUGUUCCACAGCUUUUAGAACACAUCUGCUACCUAAGGUUACCAUCAGUAUCAGUGACCAUACCGAAACAGCUUUGUUUUUGCACUGACGUUCUGUAAAACCUGUUUUCUGUAAGAUGGAUACAUAAUAUAUACUCUAACAAAGAUGUUUAAUUGACUCAUUGGUCAAUUAUGACACCACAGAAUUGAGAUGAUGGCUAUCUACAAGCUUUAGUCGAUACUAAUGACAUUUUAAGUGAUGAACUUUUGUAUAUAAAGGAGUACGUAACGACUAUUGACAUAAACGAAGAGGAGGAUUGGACCUUUACAAAAAAGCAACACACAAGCAAGCUUGCCCGUGUAAACUUUGACAGGUUAUUAUUGCAGUUAUUUAAACGGUGGAUAUAACUAUACUCCAUGAAAUGAUGAAUGUUGUAUGCUAAGGAUAUAGGGUACCAUUAAAAAAGAUUAAAAAUUCUUGGUCGGAAUGGCGAAUACUUCUAACACGACGACGACAUACAGUGAAUAUGAAGCUGAGAAACUAAUAUGGAAAAUAGUUCCUCCAAUACUUUUGGUUCUUGGAACAGUCGGGAACUGUUUAUCUAUUCUCGUCUUAACGCGGGGAUCUAUUCGAUCUUCAACAACAGCUUUAUUUUUGACGGUCUUAGCGUUCUCUGACCUAGUCGUGUUGUACUCGGGACUUUUACGACAAUGGUUAAUUCAUUUAUUUGACACGGACGUGAGGAAAGUAAGCCCAUUUGGGUGCAAAUUAAACAUCUGGUUAGUAUAUUGUUCCUUGGAUUUUUCAGCCUGGAUUCUCAUCGUUGUUACAUUAGAAAGAGUGAUUUCGGCAUGGCUACCGCACAGGGCGCGAACAUUAUGUACGACUAAAAGUGCGAUAUCGUUGCUGAUUUCUGUAGGUGUUUUCAUUUUAGCGCUUAACGCUCACAUGCUUUAUGGAAUGGUAUUCAAAACUUCAACCGACGAAAAUAAUAACAUAGAAUAUCAAAAAUGCGUGGAAAUCGAUGAAGAUUACUCCGGGUUUUUCAAUGUCACAUGGCCAUGGAUUGAUUUUUGUGCGUUUUGCUUAAUUCCAUUUACAGUCAUUGUCAUUGGAAAUGCUUUGAUACUAUUUAAAGUUAUAAAUAGUCAAAGAAAAGUGAAAUCACGUAUUGUGCCCACAGCCGGAAGUGGGAACAGACAGCAGACGACAUCUAGCCAUAGCAGUAAACAGUCUUCUAUGACUGCAAUGUUAUUCACAUUAAACAUUGUAUUUCUGAUUAGUACAUCACCGAUCAGUGUAUACAAUAUUUGCUAUCCCUUUUGGACAGCAAACGCAAGUGAACACGACUAUGCACAGCUUGCCCUGUGGUGGGCUGUUGUUAAUAUGUUAAUGUAUGUAAAUAAUUCAUUAAAUUUCAUCUUAUAUUGCCUCAGUGGGUCCAAAUUCAGACUCGAAGUUAAACGAAUAUUUCAUUCCUUGAGGCAAAGACUAAUUACUGGCAAUAGACAAAUAACAACACAGUCUAACUACACACGAACGAAAGUUGACCAUACUUCUCCCCCGUCGCCAGGGCAUUCAGGAAAUAAACAGUUUUCUAAUUCCAAACACCAGAAAGAUGUAAAUGGUGUGGAAACUACAUCAUCAGGUCAAAAACAGAACACAAAAUUUUAGACAUUGUAACAACAGGCACCUUGAAAAUCGUCUAUAGUAUGUCCUACCAUACUUUAAAAAAGGAGAGAGUGGAACUGAUAUUCUUUCCACUAGUGCAUUGAUUCUUUAUGGCAUAUGUCCACCAGAAAGAAUGGAGAAAGGUCAUUACUUUAUCAUAAACAUAAUUGAAGUGGAGUUAAUACACUGACGGCGUGUUUCAGAAAAUGAUGCGAAUUGUAUGUCAGACUGGCGUUAAAAUUGUCAAAAUCGCAAAAAGAAUAAAGAACUCGAAACUGUGUGAAAUUGUAAUAAAACAUGGCAGCUAGGCAUGUGGACAAGGAUAUAUAUAACUUAGUUAAAUAUUACUUACAUUUUCUUAUCAGAAAGUGGAAUAUUUGAAAGAACGUGCAAAGGAAAUCUAAAAUAAACUACAUUUCUAUUUAACUAAGUACAUCAAGGUUUAUCCUUAUCUUAUUUCAUUGUAUGUUGUGUUGUCCUAUAAAAAGAUUGAACUAUUUCAUAUGUAGUGGUGUUGUUUCUCCGUAUUUGGAUUCAGUGUUGUUACAUUUUCUGGUCCUUUGGGAUCAUGGAGUCCAUUAAAUAUCUAUAAGAUAGAAUUCCGCUUAAGCCAGUGCCUUUCUCCUUUGAAUAUUCAUCCUUGUUUCAUAUUCCCCAAACAUCCAUCCCUUUUAUUUACCCCUUACCCCUUCCCGCCCCAUUUUCUGUAUUUUGAUUAUAAUUAAAAUGUCCUUGUUGGAUUUUAAAGCCGUCUACAAUAUUUUUCCGUCACAGCAUCUUUUUGUUACAGGCCUACUUUGCGAUGCAUGGCUCUAUGACCGUGUUUGGAUUGCUCUGUUCUUUCGGAAAUCUACCCUCAUCUGUUAUCUUUGGCAAUAAGUUUGGUAGCAAAUAUCAGGAAUAAAUUCAGUAUUUCAAAACUUUCAUAUUAAUAAGUUGUUUGUCCUUGACGCCAUCCUCGUCAGUGGAAACGGAGUCAGUAGUCAUUGGUACUGACAGACAUGUGAAAAUCAGGUUCAAAGCAGUAAUUUAACAUUUACAUUUAUAUCUACCAGUGUUUCAGAAGAGAGAAGAAAAGUUUUAAAUUAACAAAAUCUCACAACGACAACAACAGAUUUCUCUCUGGAAAUUCAAAUCAUUAUCAAAUGUAACGGGGAUGGAGGGGAGACCUGCGGAAAUAUACAAACAUAAGAAAUACUUAUUACUCAUAAACCUAAGUGUUGUAUGCAAAAUUUGGGCCUCGAGUAAAGAGAAAGCACCAAAUAUCGUACACAUAAAGUUUCUAAAUCACGAUGAUAUCGUGUGUUUAAAUGCAAAAUAUUAUUUACAUCAGAGAGAUAAUCCGUCAUAGAUCUAUUGCAAAGCAAUUAUUGGAUUGACCUGUAUUGGACAAUAAACAGUGUCGAUUGUAUUCAGGUCAACUGCCACAUUAUCAAAGUUUAUUAUUAACAUAUUUAAUAUCUUAAGCGAUAAUUAUUUUAUUUUACUGAUAAAAUAAAGAUUCUGCUUUUUUCUAAUUUCUAUGUAAUGAAUUUAACGUUACAUAUAUGUAUGUAAUAAUAUUAUCCGUCUUUAUUGUAUGAAGACAAGGUAGCUAGCGUUGAGAGGGGUAUUUUGUUACAAGAAAUUUAAACAUCACCAAAUCAAAAAUAACGGAGAGUUGUUUUGCAUGAAAAAUGAACAGUACAAUUUAUAACGCCUUCAUAUAACAGUAUAAAAUGCUUGUUAAUUUGCCGAUAAAUGCCUUGCGUUUCGUCUGGCUAGAAAGUUCAACGCCUUUAUACUAUUAAAUACUUCGGCGUU
Molecule: messenger RNA, 3819 nt
Organism: Mercenaria mercenaria
Lineage: Eukaryota; Metazoa; Mollusca; Bivalvia; Venerida; Veneridae
Product: lysophosphatidic acid receptor 6-like
Exons: 1
Coding region: 832-2019 (395 amino acids)
Biological process (GO): G protein-coupled receptor signaling pathway
Cellular component (GO): plasma membrane
Molecular function (GO): G protein-coupled receptor activity
Source: RefSeq, a predicted model, not a curated record